Cyclopterus lumpus (lumpfish) is the source of this 2335-nucleotide messenger RNA. RefSeq names its product fatty acid-binding protein, brain-like. Gene Ontology annotation, cellular component: nucleus; cytosol. Gene Ontology annotation, molecular function: fatty acid binding. The record is from RefSeq and is a predicted model, not a curated record. Gene Ontology annotation, biological process: fatty acid transport. Bases 344 to 898 code for a protein of 184 amino acids. NCBI's taxonomy places the organism in Eukaryota, Metazoa, Chordata, Actinopteri, Perciformes, Cyclopteridae. The transcript is spliced from 4 exons.
CACACACAUACACACACACACACACACACACACUGUCUCUCUCUCAAGCACACACACACAUGUACUGUAUAGACAGUAAUUAGUGUGUGUGUUGAGCAUGAAGAAAUUGCAGUUUUUUGUGGGGGUUGUUAACGCAGAUUAGGACAAAGGGCUGUCAAGCUCACUGAUUCUGCUCCACCGGCGCUCCCCUCCAGGACAACGUGGCACAUUCCAGACACAGGAAGGCCUCUCUGGAGACGGGGGGAUUAGGGGUCUAUAAGACCGUGACCCACUUUAAAUACCCAAUCGCAAACGGGGGAGAAGAUCUCCUGAGCCAACGGGACGCUGGGCGCCGCCCACCCGCAUGCAUACUAAUGAGGAGGGGGAUAAUAACCCGAGGGGGGACUCGGGCACAAUCCGCAGCUCGCCUCAGUGUCCCGUUGGAGAUUACUCUGCCUCCCUGAACACCUUCACCAUGGUCGACGCCUUCUGUGCCACUUGGAAGCUGGUCGACAGCGACAACUUCGACGAGUACAUGAAAGCCCUCGGCGUGGGCUUCGCCACCCGGCAGGUCGGCAAUGUGACCAAGCCGACCGUGGUCAUCAGCCAGGAGGGCGACACGGUGCUGGUCCGCACCCAGAGCACCUUCAAAAACACCGAGAUCUCCUUCAAGCUGGGAGAGGAGUUCGAUGAGACCACCGCCGACGACAGGAACUGCAAAUCCACGGUGACCUUGGAGGGGGACAAGCUGGUCCACGUCCAGAAGUGGGAGGGCAAAGAGACCAAGUUCGUCCGGGAAAUCAAGGACGGCAAGCUGGUGAUGGUGAGACGAGCGCCUCCACACACACACACACACACACACACACACACUCACACACACACACUCCUGUCCGGCUUCAUCAGCACACACACGACUUAAGGGGAGUAUAAUUACUGGGGGGAAUAAAUAGAAAUAGAAUAUUAAAGUUAUUGUGUCGACAAGUAGCUAUAAAUGACUAUAAAUGCUUUUACUCAUCAUCUGGGAAAUGUUUUGUCCAUUUUUGUAAUAUAGCACCAAAAUAUACGUUGUUUCAUAAAGUAUUCACGAUUUCCUCUCGCUGGAAGCAUCGAUAAUAAAACAUAUUUUAUUCUUCUGUGUGCGUUUAAAGAAAAUUAUAUUUCAAACUUAUGGGCAACUGUCAUGUUGUGAGAGCGAUGCACAGUUUGUUGGUCUUUAAAAGACUCUUCUGGCCCAAAUUGUUACUUAAAGAGACACCAACCAGGAAGAGACUCAAAGUAACCACCAGGAAACAUUAAACGAUCACAAAUAGACGCAAAGCAACUGAAAAGAGACACAACAAGACAAAAUAAGACAAAGGGACCACAAAGACAACGAAGAGACACAGGAGGACCACAAAGAGACAAUACACAUUCCCAAAGAAACACAAAACAACUACAAAGAAGCUCAAAACGACCACAAAGAGACACAAAACAACUACAAAGAAGCUCAAAACGACCACAAAGAGACACAAAACAACUACAAAGAGACACAAAACAACCACAAAGAGACACAAAACAACUACAAAGAAGCUCAAAACCACCACAAAGAAACACAAAACAACUACAAAGAAGCUCAAACAACUACAAAGAAGCUCAAAACGACCACAAAGAGACACAAAACAACUACAAAGAAGCUCAAACAACUACAAAGAAGCUCAAAACGACCACAAAGAGACACAAAACAACUACAAAGAAGCUCAAAACCACCACAAAGAAACACAAAACAACUACAAAGAAGCUCAAAACGACCACAAAGAGACACAAAACAACUACAAAGAGACACAAAACGAGAGAUGCAAAACAACAACAAAAUAGACAAAAGUGUUGAGUCCGUCUCAAACAAAAAGGUUUUUAAAAAAGCCCCAAAACACACUUUUCAGACAGUUUUGUCUCCCUGAAGCUGCAGCGGAACGUUUUGUGAUGAAUGAGUGAGUUUCUUCUACGCUUUCAUAGUCAAAUGAGCUCUGUUGUGUGAGACAGAGUGAGUCCCUGAAGCUGCCAAAAGCCGCCUCACUCUUCCGCUGGUCGAGUGGUGCGUUGGUGGGCUCUCCACUCGUCGUCACGGUAACGCUCCUCUCUCCUCUGCAGAACCUGACCUUUGAGGACAUCCACGCGGUGCGCAGCUACGAGAAGGCCUGAGCGCUCCGACCGCGGCCAAGAAGUGUUGAUUUUAUAAUUAUUAUUGACUGUAUGCUUCUCUUUGCACUUCGUCCUCCUCCUGCAAGUUUUGUAAUUCUUUUUUUUUUUUUUUUUUUUUUAUAUUAUGAAAAACAAAUUCUGUCAUUAUGAAUGGAUCGUCUUUGCAACCCUGGAAAUU